Messenger RNA from Racocetra persica, 852 nucleotides. NCBI's taxonomy places the organism in Eukaryota, Fungi, Glomeromycota, Glomeromycetes, Diversisporales, Gigasporaceae. The record is from the annotation of a GenBank genome assembly.
AUGGGCCACAAGAAUUCAAAGUAUCCUAAAUUAAUAUACAAGAUUAACAAAGCUGCUAAUGAUAAAUUACAAAAUUCUGAAUGCCCUCAACUAAAUAAACACGAUGACCUAUACUUGGAUAGAAUGCAAGUGUUGCAUAACGUUAUGAGAUGUAUUAGUAAUGGGAACUUUAAAGCUCCAAUAGACGAAAAAUUGUUAGAAGGUAGUGCUGUAGUAUUGGACGUCUGGUGGGUUUAUACGAAAUUGAAUGUCACUUGUGGCACAGCAACAUGGCUAUCUGAGAUGGCAUCCGAUUAUCCAAAUUCAACAUUUAUAGGAAUAGAAAAGAUUCAUACUCUGUACCCUGAUCAAAAGCCAAGGAAUAUUAGAAUAAUUCAAACAGAUGCUUUAGAAAAAUUUCCUUUUCCAGACAAUACGUUUGAUUUUGUUUAUUCUCGGCUAAAUUUCUUCGCAUUCAGCGAAUCACAGUGGAAAAAUCAUUUAAUUAAAGAAUAUAUAAGGGUGCUCAAACCUGGUGGUUACCUAGAAUGUGUUGAAGGUGAUAUAAGAGCUGAUAAUCCCGGUGCUGUUACAGAACAAUUGCGUGUUGUAGUUGAAAAUAUAUUGAGCCAGAGUGGUCGAAGUCUUACCCUCUUUACGAAAUUCGGUGAAAUGAUAGAAUCCCAGCCACAAAUGGGUAAGGUCACUAAAACGGAACUUACCAUGCCUAUAGGAUCGUGGGGAGGUCAAAUAGGUGAACUUGGUCUGGCUAUAAUGUUACACAUGCUUUCCGGAAUGCAAAAAGGAAUAAUGCAUUACAUGAAACUUAAUGAGAAAGAUUUGGAUAAACUUUGGGAUGAUUAUAAAACCGAA